Molecule: messenger RNA, 492 nt
Organism: Stegodyphus dumicola
Lineage: Eukaryota; Metazoa; Arthropoda; Arachnida; Araneae; Eresidae
Product: cGMP-inhibited 3',5'-cyclic phosphodiesterase 3A-like
Biological process (GO): signal transduction
Molecular function (GO): 3',5'-cyclic-nucleotide phosphodiesterase activity
Source: RefSeq, a predicted model, not a curated record
AUGUUUUGUCUUCUACAGGGCAGUGCAUCAACUGUUGAUGUGGCUUUGCUCGCGGAAGCUCACGGCCUGGUUACGGAUAUGUUGGCCGAUCCUAAUUUGCCGGCCCAUGUGAUUGGAGGCUUACGUUCGCUCGCCUCGCUUUUGUCACCACCAACACAAGUGGCUGUUAACCACAGGAUCCAACGUCCGGGGGGCGCAAGUGUCUCCCUCGCUGAUUUCAACUCCGGAUCUGACAAUGAAGAAAUACCGUACACAGGCGAGAAGCCAUCAGCGUUAUCCAAACGGUUACGUCGCAAUUUACCCCCAAGUCUCUUGCGUCGUAUGUCCACCAGCACGUGGACGACGACCACAUCAGCCACAGGAUUACCAACCCUGGAGCCAGAACCAUCCAGAAAACGCAGCACUAGUUUCCGACAUCCCACGGAUUCGCAGAAUACAUCUCCAAGAGGAGGAAAUAGUCCUCAGACAGGAUGCGCUAUAUCUCCCAGGUAA